Molecule: messenger RNA, 927 nt
Organism: Thamnophis sirtalis
Lineage: Eukaryota; Metazoa; Chordata; Lepidosauria; Squamata; Natricidae
Product: olfactory receptor 5V1-like
Biological process (GO): G protein-coupled receptor signaling pathway
Cellular component (GO): membrane
Molecular function (GO): G protein-coupled receptor activity; olfactory receptor activity
Source: RefSeq, a predicted model, not a curated record
AUGAAAAUACAAAACCAAACUAUGCUUUCAGAGUUCAUCAUCCUUGGCUUUCAAAAUCUGCAGGAACUACAGUACUUCCUCUUCAGUGUAUUCCUGACUAUCUAUUUAUUCACAAUGCUGUGGAAUAUCUCCAUUAUCACUAUCGCAAUUUUGGAUCAGAAGCUCAGAACCCCCAUGUAUUUUUUUCUGGGGAACCUGUCUUUUCUUGACAUCUGCUACACUAGCACCACAAUUCCACAGAUACUGCAUCUUAUUCUCAAAGACAAAAGCAGCAUUUCUUAUACAGCCUGUGUUCUCCAAUUGUACUUUUUCUUCUCCUUUGUAGGGACUGAAUGCCUUCUUCUGGCAGUAAUGGCUUUGGAUCGCUAUGUUGCUAUUUGCAAUCCUUUGCACUACUCAUUGUUUAUGAGAAGAUUGGUCUGCUUCCAAUUAGCUAUAGCUUGCUGGGUUGGAGGUUUUCUUAACUCUGCAAUACAUACUUAUUUUGCCUUUAAGUUACCAUUUUGUGGAGACAAUCGCCUAGAUGCAUUCUAUUGUGAUAUUCCUCCACUGCUAAAGUUGUCAUGUGGAGACAUCUCCCUCAACCAAAAGCUCUUGCUAUCUAUUGGAUUACUCAUUGCAUGGACACCUCUUUUUUGCAUCCUUCUCUCAUAUGCAUACAUCAUCUCCACAAUCCUGAAGAUGCAUUCUGCAGAAGGAAGACAAAAAGCUUUUUCCACCUGCUCCUCUCAUCUUACAGUGGUUCUACUUUAUUAUGGCAGUUGCAUUUUCACCUACUUGAGACCUGUUCCUUCCCAGUCUUCUGCUAAUACCAAGUUGAUCCCACUAAUGUACAGCAUCUUGACUCCAUUACUAAACCCUGUUAUAUAUACUUUGCGUAACAAAGAUGUAAAAAAUGCUUGGAGAAGUAUAAUGGGAAAGAUUUAA